CAACGAUGGUUUUAGCCGUCUCCCGUCUCAGUGACAACACAAUUUUUUUAAAAUGUUUAAUACCUUUAAUACAUAUUGAGUUCGCAAAAUAUCUUUAAUAAAUACAUUGAAUACAGAAGAAAAUUAACCAAUAUUUAAUAUCAGUUUAGAAAAAACAGUCAAAAUGUCACAAGCAUUGGAGGAACGUGAAAACUUUAUUAUGGAAGGUUUAUCGGAACUUAUCCAGUCACUAACCGGAUUCGAAGAGUCAGAUGAAAACUUUGGUCUCUGUCAGAAUUUUGCACUAGGCACAAUUCGAAGCCAUCGGUUCUUGUCGGUUAAUAGUCAUGAAAUCCGUCGCAAAGCCGAUGGGUUUAUGGAAAACUUACGUAUAUCAAAUAUGGAUAAGCAAGCAGAUCAGUUUCGAGAGCAUUACGAAAAAUUUACAACGCAUUCGCUAUGCUUGGAGCAUCAGGAACACGGUAUUCAGUGGUCAGUGCUUCUAUUUUUGAUGACCGUAGCACACAAUCCGAUUGGAGCCUUGAAGGAUCGAAUUAGACGUGGUUCUCCAAUUGGCAUACCGCAAAUAUCUCUAGCUUCCGCCGAGCAUACUCUAGAUCAUGAUGAAAAAGAAAAACUGCUCCAAGAAUUGCGAGCUGAUAAUUUGGUGAUUGCAACAGGCGAUUCGGAAGAUAAUGAUUCCGACUUGAGUGACUGGUCCGAUUCCGAGGAUGAAGAAAAUUAUAAACAGAUUACCGAAUCAGAAUCGUUAAAGGUAACAAAUGAAACGAAACUUGAUAAACAAGUUGUGGUCUUUACCCGAGUAGAUCCCCCAAAACGUGACCAAGGAUAUGAACAGUUCAAUGGAACAAAAUCGGAACAGUGGUUGCGCGAAAACGUUCAGACAUGCUGGUGGAAAAAUUCCCAGACUAAGGCAGAAGUGAACAGUUCCCAUACAGGAGCAUCUUUCUGUGACUAUUGGAAUCGGACUAUCCUGAAAGCUUCACAUAGUUUCAUGAAACUAGAUCCUGUUUCAACCGUGUCCGAGUACUGCCUUGUACGAGAAAUUCUAUGGAUGUUUAUCAAUCCAACUGACUGUAAGUUUUUUCGUAUCGAUGAUGAUCAAAUUUGGAUCAAUCCUAACGUAUCAUUAUCUAGUGCUACCGAGCGUGGUUUGCAUACGUUUCUGCUGAAUUUCACCGAACAUAUGACCAUUGUUUAUAGAUUACGUAAUUUUUGUCACAAGAUAUCGGAAACAACUAGUAAUCCCAUUCCUGCUCCGUACAGUUUUGAGUGUUACGCUUCAGCCGUCAGAAACUUUCUAGACCACUUGGAAGCAUUUAUUGUUCAACUAGAGAAAGAGGUCAUUGCUCAGCAGCCAGAUCGAAUAUUCACAGUGAUUACGCUUUUUCAUGAGUUGGAUUCGGAAUUUCGGCAAUUGAAAAAUCUAUACGACAUUCACCGCUUUUCGGUACUGGAUUGGACGAAAUUUCCAGCUCAUAUUGCCGUGGCUCAUUUGCUAUCAGGCCUGUUUCGAAGCGUUAAGCUUAGUGGAAACUUAGAGAAAACAAAUCUCGCCUUUGCCUUGUUAUUAUCCACACUUAAAGGCUAUAUGAACAUCAUUGACACCUGGUGGACUGAAGGUCGGUUGGACGAUUGGAGAGAAGAGUUUUUAGUGGAAAAAACUUAUGCUGGUGAAGAUCAGAGCGUGAUCGGUUAUCAAGCUCGUUUAUUCUCAAAAUGUAAGAAACGUUCCUUCUACGUUAGCUCGGCAAUUUCGGAAGUCAUUGAGAAUGAUGCCAUAAUUCAACUGUUGAUGCAUCAUUCACUGGAAGCUGGCUAUACCUUAAACAUACUAACUGGACUCGAUAGAAUAAGUGAUUUAAGAAGUGGUUGUGAAUCGGUAGAUGAAAGCAUGGUGUAUGUUGGUUUUUUGAAAGCGAUUAUCGAAGUACUUGAAGGGUUCAGAACGACCCACGGUGAGGUUACGGAGUCCUCAGUCGAUAACGGAAUGAAUAUAGAAUCAUCCAAAAAGGACACUGUAUGCUCAAUGAAGCUACAAAAUCUUCGCAACCAGAUUAAGGAGAUAUGUGAUGAUGAGUUGUUUAUGAUGGCUUUGGAUAGUUCUCUACGUCUUGCGUGCACAGUAAACGACGACUCACAACCAGAACUGAUGCCAGACGCACCUGCCGAUUGUAUAAGUAACGCAUAUUUCCUUUACAAAAGGUUAAACUCAAUCUCUGCAAAUCUUAUGUUACCGUUGGAAAAUGUGCUGUUUAGUACUAUUAAGGAUCUGAUGGAAACGAAACGUCAGGCGGCUAAUCAUUUUGUGACCACCAUCUAUAAGCAAGAGUUUCUUGUGUUGAACCAUUUAAAGAACAUUCGUAAAGUAUUGCUGCUAGAAGCAAGUGAUUUAAUGUACUAUUUUUAUAGUGAUUUAUUUCGACGAAUCGAAGCAGGAGAGAGUUGGGCCAAUCCAUACUUGCUGACGAUUCAGUUGAACGAUAUAUUGGCAUCCAGAUUUACAGACAUGACGUCUUUAUUCACGAUUGAAAUCCUCUCGGAAUACAAAUCAGAAUCUACGACGGUAGUGCUGGAUGCAAUCGACCAGAUUCGCGUUUUAUAUAACCCUAGCAAUGACCUUAGUAACAUGAUCAACGAGGAAACAAUGACAAGCUAUAAUUGUGUUUUCCGGUUUUUACUCAAAAUCAAAUGGGCACUCUGCACAUUGGAAUCUCUUCGAUAUCCGGAAUGUUACAAACGACGCCCACCUUACGAGGAACCUUGCGUGUUGGAUUUGAAUCUCAAGCGACUGGCAAUGCUAAAGUUUUGGAUGAUUUUCACAGUCCAGUGUAUCCACUCGCAUCUGAUGACGCAUGUGCUGCAAUCACUGGGUAUGCAAUUGGACAAACGUCUUCAAUCUGCGGACAACCUUAAUGAUAUGAUUGCCGUUCAUCAGUCCUAUAUCAGCACGAUCUACGAACACAGUUUUCAGCGUGAUGAGAGCAAGCUGUUUCGUGAGGGAAUCGUACGUCUGUUGAAUCUGGUGCAUAUUGUACGCGAUGAGUGGAACAGCAAUGUUCUUUAUUCAGAGAUGGACGCCCGCGGAGACAUCGAGGAUAAUAGUAUGAUCGGUGACUUUAUCAGCAAUGCACAAGUAGGAAUGCUGGAGAAAACGUACUGCAAAUGUCAUCAGCAGCUUGCAGAGUUGCUUAAUCGAGAAGUGUACACAAAACAUAAGGCUCAUCUUGCCGCGCUAUCUGAUGCGUUCAGCUACAAUGUUCCUUAUUAAAUGUUUACUGCAACACUCCAGAGUUGAUGAAUAAAAUAUUUAUUGUUAUUAUAG
This is a messenger RNA of Sabethes cyaneus, 3325 nucleotides long. It is a transcript of the gene Grip128, whose product is annotated as gamma-tubulin complex component 5. NCBI's taxonomy places the organism in Eukaryota, Metazoa, Arthropoda, Insecta, Diptera, Culicidae. Gene Ontology annotation, biological process: cytoplasmic microtubule organization; meiotic cell cycle; mitotic cell cycle. Gene Ontology annotation, molecular function: microtubule minus-end binding; gamma-tubulin binding. The coding region runs from base 164 to 3271 and encodes 1035 amino acids. The record is from RefSeq and is a predicted model, not a curated record. Gene Ontology annotation, cellular component: gamma-tubulin complex; spindle pole; centrosome. The transcript has 3 exons.